GCUGUUUUCACGAGAAUCUAUUAUGAGCAGCGCCUGCAGCAACUGUGGAUGUUUGUCUGAUUUGGAUUAACAACAUGAUUGAGCGCGCAUCAGCAAAAUGGACACGUUACAGUUUCUGUAGAGAAAAAUAACAGUACAGCAUGCAAAAAUGUAAUCUGUUAUUAAAAAUAUACGUGUUUGAUGCAGACUAAAAUGUUAUUCUGCGCAUGAUGACGCGCAAAAGUACGUGUGUCUCCGCUUCACACGGCUAGCUAGCAGGAAGUAUGUUGAAUCCGUGGAGGAAAAAAAUGACCGAAGAACCAAAGUCGGUUGUUGAUCUGAAAAAAUAACAAGUCUCCUAAAUGAGAACGCAAAUGCUGCGUUUUUCAGAUUCGGCAUCAUUCGCUCUGGUGCAAAGAACGUCAUUAAACGGUGCUCUUCCAGUGCCUGCUCCGUGUCCAGAUCCUUCCGGUGCUGCCCUGACGGGGUGGUAUUGAAUGGCUGAAAGAGAAGGCUUUCUUCAGCUCUGGGAAUAAAAUGGCUGACACCACAGAAUCCAAGAGCUAAGACUCUAUUUUACCCUUGUCUACUUUGUUUAUUAUCUUGAGACUUGAAUACCCCUUCCUUAAAUGUAUACGCCUACUAUGGCAAUGCAUGAUAUGAGCCGUGUCAAGGGUUUCCCCUGUAAAGAGUGUGAUAUGGUUUGCCCCAGUACACCUAGUCUAUUAGAACACAUGAAGGCUCACUACCAGCAAGAAGAAAAUGGCAGGUUUGAGUGUGAGCAAUGUGGCCGCAUCUAUAAGCAUGCUGGCAGCCUGGCCAACCAUAAGAAAUCCCAUGAAGUGGGUUCCUUUCAGUGCCCAGUCUGCACCAGAACCCUGCCCAAUGCUGUGGCUCUGAAAAACCACCUCCGUAUCCACACCCUAUCCCCAAGCAGUGCCCAGGCAGAGGAAGACGGCGGUGACGAAGGCGCUGAAGACGGACAUGAUGAGAGGAACUAUGGUCUUGCACAAGACCUGUCUGAUGGCUUUGCCCGCAGUCACCUGAACAACAGUGGAAUGGGUCAUGGUGUGAUGUCACAUGACCCAGAUGAUCAUAAGAAGUCACCUGUAACCGAUGAUGCCUGGGAUCGUCCAUUCAAAUGCGAUCAGUGUGAUAGGACCUACCGCCACCAUGGGAGCCUGGUUAAUCACAAGAAAUGUCACCAGGAAGGGGCGUUCAAGUGCACCGUCUGUUACAAGCAGUUCAACAACCUGGCUGCUCUCAAUGGUCAUGAGCGAACCCACUCAAAGUUUAAGACUCCUGGAGCAUCGAUGGUUAACAACAUACAUGAUUCUGUGACUGAUCAGCGUUCGUCUGCGCCCCAAACCGAUGAUGCGGCUAACUGCUUCUGCCACCUGUGCCAGGUAGCUUUGCCCAACAAGAGUGACUUCCAGGAGCACAUCCUGUUGCAUAAUGCAGCCUCUUCUUCACUGGGUCUUUCCCGUAGUUUCCCUGGGAUAAUGGCGCACAAUCUCAGCGCUGUCCGCUCCCCAGCAUACACACCUGCCUUGGGUGACCCUCUGCCGCUUCCUCCUUUGCCAAAUGAUAAACGUGGCCCCUUUGACCCAAUGCUUGGACCUCCUGUCAAUAACCCCAUUUACACUUGUGCAUACUGUGGGGCUGGGCAUCCUGAUCUGGAGAGCCUCAAAGUUCAUUACCUGACCCAUGACCCCCACCCAGGCUCCCAUGGUCAGGAUGGUAUCCUGAACACUGAUGGGAUUGGCUCUAACUCUAACCCAUCACCAUCUGGAGAGAGAGUGCAUUCUUCUGAUGAUGGCGAACGUCGUUUCAAGUGUCAGGAUUGUGGGAAAAGCUACCGCCAUGCUGGAAGCCUGGUUAACCACAAGCGCUCCCACCAGACUGGCCUCUACCAGUGCACCAUCUGCUGCAAGCAGUAUCCGCACUUGGCAGCGUUGCAUAGCCACCUCCGCAGCCAUAAGGGAAGAACAUCCAACCAAUCAUCCCUCAACACUGAAGGCGACUGGCUCUCCUCUGAACCCCUGACACUUGACUCUCAGAAUAGUUAUGUGCAGGAGGGGAGCGGCGCAACCACCCCCAUCUCCCUACCGGGAAAUCUUGGUGACGCUGCUCACUUUGUACCUGAUGGUGGCCACAGCAGUGGUUUGGAUUCACUGGAGUUCCAUGAUCGAUUUGAUGGCUCCCUUGCCCAGAGCAACUCUGGGCACUCCCCUCUUCCCCAGAACCACCGCCAGGCUGAUAGACACAUGUGCACUGACUGUGGAGAAAUGUAUGGGGACAUCUCUGGCAUCAAGUCUCACAUGUGCCCCCAACGGCGACAGAACCAGGGGAUGUCAAAUGGAUUCAUGGGAAACAUGAGUGGCUACAACAGUCCUGGAGGCGCUGCUCUCCCUUCAGGUGGAGGAAAUGUGAAAGAGAGCAAUGGACAGCGCUCUCAGUAUGGUUCUCAGUCCCAUGCCCAAGUAGGGGGGAAAAGGAUGAAUAAAGAAGAUGACGAUGAUGGUGAAGUGUACCAGUGCUCGGUGUGUGGAAACCAUUAUGCCAGCCUCAGAGCUCUGAGAAGCCAUCUGCGCAGCCAUGCUAACAAUCCCACAGGGCCUGGGACUUCGGCACUUUCUCCUAACGGUGAGGCAGACUGGAGGAUUAUCUGCAGCACCUGUGGCCAGAGCUUCUCCAGAAAGCAAGACCUGUUAAACCACCAACUGAUUCAUGGGCCACAAAGGUCAGAUGCAGCAGCGCAGAGCAUGGGGGCCGAUCCCACCAAUACUAAUGGCAAAAUGGAUGGUGAUGGGAGGAAUCACAUUUGCGUUGACUGUGGCAUGUUCUUCGCUGAUCGCCAUCACCUGAUCACUCACCUGUGUCCUGGAAAGGGAAGAGGAGGAGUGCUGAGCAAAGAAGGAUUGAAUGGCGCUAAAGGGAUGACUGGCGGAGAUGGAGUUAGUGGCGGCGGAGUUGGAGGACCUGGAGGCAGUCGUGAUAUGGGAGGACAGGACCGUAGACAACAGAUGCCAGAUUCGGAGGAUCGACCCCACAAAUGUGACCAGUGUGGAAGGGGCUACAGGCACCCUUGCUCCCUGCUCAACCACAAGAAAUCUCACAAGACCGGAGUCUUCAGAUGCCUUGUCUGCCAGAAGCGCUACUACAACCUGCUGGCCCUCAAGAACCACCAGAGGACCCACUUUGAUUUAAAAAGCAAGGCUGCCGCUGGCACAGGGAGAAGCGGUCCCCAAGUGGCACCCGAUUCCGAAACGAUGGCUUUACUUGAAUGGCACAAGUGUGAGGAGUGUGGGAAGGCCUUCAAGAUCCAGAAGCAGCUAGAAAACCACCUUCGGCUCCAUGAAGAACACCGAGCAAAGGCUCACGCCCAGCUUGCAAAACUAGGCAAUGGGAGGUAUCAAGGAGGACCCUCUGGCAUGCAGGCCAUGAGAGGAGAAUCGUCCAAAUCCCAGAACCCUGGCAUGGGGGAAGUCAAGUAUGGACAACAACAACAAGGCUUCAAGCAACCUUACUCAGAGGCUGGCACUUCGAGGGCUCAGAAUUUUGAUCUACAAGAAGGGGGACGACGACCCUUCGCCUGUGAUGAGUGCGGACGGAGCUAUCGUCAUGCAGGAAGCUUGGCCAAUCACAAGAAUCUUCACAAAAUUGGCGAGUAUCACUGCAAUGUCUGCAACUCCACUUACCCGAACCGCCUGGCCAUGAAAAACCAUCUGCGUCUUCAUUUUGCCCUCAAGAAGCACACUUGCCAGGAAUGUGGCAAAGGAUUCCGUACCCAAAAGCAGCUGACCACCCACCACUCUGCACAGCUCUGCAAGGGGGCUGCAGGAGCUGUUGCUCAAAUGGAUUAUGAGUGUGAUGGGUGCUGCGAGGGUUUCGCUACUGCAGACCAGCUGGCUGCACAUGACUGCCCUGCUCAGCAGCUCCCUUCGUCCUCGGCCUCCCUCAACAGCUCAAGCCUCAGCAUCGAUGGGGCUGACCUUGUGCCAGAUGAACGCCCCUACAGCUGUGACAUCUGCAACUGCUCUUACAAACAUGCCAGCAGCCUGCUGAACCACAAGCACACACACAAGACGGGCACCUUUACUUGCACCUACUGCGACAAGCCGUACUCCAACUACAUGGCGCUGCGCAACCACAUGCGCAUCCACACGCAGAAGAAGAGGCACAUCUGCCACCACUGUGGGAAAGCAUUCCGGCUAGCCAGAUUCCUCCGCAAUCACCAGAAGGUCCAUGAGGAGGGCCACACACGCUUUGGCUGCACCAGCUGCGGGAAGAGCUUCCAGGGGAGGUCAGGCCUGGCGAGGCACCGCUGCGGGGAGAACCAGGUAGGCAAGGAGGGCAGGAGGAUGGCCACUGCAAGCACGACAGGGGGAGAAGAGUGCCGGUACACAUGUGACCAGUGUGGCCGCUCCUACGCCCAUGCCAGCUCCCUCCUCAACCACAAAAACACCCACACCGUCGGCAUUUACCACUGUGCUGUGUGCCUCAAGACCUAUUCCAACCUCCUGGCCCUCAAGAACCACCGGCGCAUCCAUUCAGAGAUACGGCGUCACCGCUGCCCAGAAUGCGGCAAGGCUUUCCGUGUCUCCUCCCAGCUUAACAGCCACCGUCGCGUCCACCUAAAGGAGAGGGAGCUAACUUGUGUCCCCUGCCAGCGCAGCUUCCCCAGCCAGGCCAGCUUCCGGCUCCAUCAGGAGAUCUCCCACGGCCAAGCCCCCAGGCCCCCCCAGCAGAAACAGGCCAGGGCUGGGGGAGCCUCUGGGUGCACAUCCGGGGGCGGGAGCUCAGGCCUUAACUGGGACUCCGGCCUGGAUCUCACGCUGUUGCAGGCCCAAGGACUGGUCCCCAAUGGACUACCAAAAAUGAACUCCCUGUCCUUCCAAGGCCCCAGUGGCAGCAGGAGCCGUGGGGCGACGGGGACCAAGUCGCACGUCUGCAACCAGUGCGGCCGUGGCUACCUCCACGCCAGCUCCCUCCUCAACCACAAAAACAGUCACAAAACAGGCGCCUACUUCUGUAACUCCUGUCAGAAGGAGUUUCCCAACCUGAUGUCCCUCAAGAACCACCGGCGCAUUCACACUGAGCCCAAACGUUUCCAGUGCCCCGACUGCGGAAAGUCCUUCCGUGUGUCCACCCAGCUCAUCUGCCACCGGCGCAUCCACACCAAGGAAAAGCCCUUUUCCUGCCAGCAAUGCGACAAGCGCUUCUCCAGCAAGUCCAACCUGCGCCACCACCAGAAGGUGCACUGGAGCAGCUCAGCGCCCCCUACAAUGGCCAUGGGCGCUGCCAGCUUCUUGGUUAAGCCCCAGUGUCAAAGAAGUUACAGCAAACGGGGCACAAUGGGAAGAACAUCCUUAUGCCGUGCCGAGAGUGUGGCGUGAAGCUCACCAAGUCAACCACAUUGAUGAAUUUGACCAAUGAUAAGGGUUUUUUUUGUGGCAUCUUUGCAGUUUGAAUGCAUUGCACAUCAUGACAUCCCAUUCCAUAUCUGUCGAUUUUGGAUAAAGCCUUUGCAUGCGGCCUUUGUCAUGUUCUACAAAACAUCUUAACCAGUAAGAACAUUUUUAUUUCAAACAGUAUCUCUGAAGUGAGCAAUAUGUUGGAGCAAAGAGUUGAGAUGUACUUUGGCAUUGUAAAAAUGUAGUUUUAACGGUCAAUUAAUGCAGUGGUUGGAUAUGUCACAUUUCUGUAAUAUAGAACUGACCUGAGGGUGUAUUGCUCUCUUGUGAGGUUCUAAUCGUUUUCUAACUUGUGUGUUUCUUGCAGCACGAAGAUGAGCUUCAAACCUUAUUAUUCUGCAGAUGACAGCAAUGCUCUUUAUCGGUUGCUUCUUUCUGGCAUCACAUUUGUGUGUUCCUCCUAAUAUUUCAAAAAAAAAAAUGUUUCUGGGCACCCUUAUUUUAAACACUGCGCCUAACUAGUUAACAUGUAUAGACAAUAAGUUGUGGUUUAAAAAAUAAAAAAUAAAUAAAAAAAGAAAGUAAAGAAAAUGUAUAUUGUUAGGCCCAUGCCGGCAUUUGGUUUUAUCCUGUAUCGUAAUCGUAUUUCUGACUGUAUUAUUUACAGUUCGACUUUUAUAAAACAAAUCAUUGUAGAAUGCAUUUAUUUAUAUUAACACUUGUAAUGGAAAACGCUAGUCUUAGGAUCUCUGUUUAGGAGCUGUGUUGUAACCACCCCCUUUCCUUACACUUACCCCUGACUAUAUGUAUAAGUGACAUGGAGUCAAGUAUGAAGGACUCCCAAAGAACACUUGUUACAGUACUCCUCCAUGUUGUCUCAAUUUGUUAUGGUUUAAAAAACAAACAAAAAAAAGUCCCUUGUACAAUAAACAGGGAACUUGUAUAAUGUGUGUUUUUUGAUUGCAGUACAAAGAUUAAGGAAUUAUUUCUGAAGUGACGUUGUGACUGUCUCCCCUCAAGUCAGACUGGACUUCCUUCUGUUUCACAAAAAGCUCACACUCAAAGGGAUGACUUUGUGAAUUGUUUGUGCGUUCAGUCCUCAUUCUCUAAGUUUUUGUUACACCUUAUCGUAACCCUUGUAUUUAUUAGUAUUUCUUUUAUUUAAUUGCGUUUUGACUAUUCAAAGCUCUGUGUGAACACCUUUUUACUGGGAGCGCUGGUGCUAGUACGUGAAAUAUAAAGUGACAGUGAAGUGAUUUAGGAGUAUUGUGAUGACUAGACCACAGGACAACUAACUAUAUUUUAAUUGAACUCUUGCGUUUUCUCCAGAAUUGGUUAAAAGUGGACACUUCCAACCAUCAUUACGGUUAGAUUAGAAAGGAUUGGUUUGAACAACUAUAAUGAAUCAUUUUCAGUUCUAACUUUUUUGUUUCAUACAUGUAUGUAAUGCCUACUAUACACUUUUUAUAAACUGUUUUGAUAAUUCAUUUCUUAACAAAACCUGUCCAUAUUAUAACCCCUAAUGCUGAGUACUGAAAAUAAAUAGCUGGAAAACAAGUGAAGAACAUUGUGGUGAAUCAAUUGUCCUUUAACGCCACACUUUUGAAAGUGUUUUAAUCAACAUGUUUUCACACAGGCAAUUUUUAACCUGUGAAGGUGAAAUCAACCUGGGUUAACUCAACCUUGUUAAAGACUUGGCGUGAACAUUUUCACUUCAGUGAAUUGGUCAAAUUAAAAUGCGUCUAGUUGAGGGGCCAAAUAAUUGACCUGUUUGAGGAUAUGUAAGGAAGGGGGGUAUACAAUUGCAGAUCUUUAAGCAAAUGAUGCAGACUGAGGAUGAAGUUUGAUAAUGUUAUUUACCUUGUUGCCUCUAGUGGUGCCCUCAUCAUACACCUAGGCUGUGUACACAGACAGCCCAUUGCUGAUAUUUUUUUCACUAAAUGUUAUUUUGAUCAAUCACAUCAGAUCUUAUUCAGAGCUGAUCGAAUUAGUUAUAAUGGCAAUUAGUGGAGAAAAAGAUUGGCAUAAGGCUCCCUGUAUAAACACAGCCCUAGAUGAUUUGACCUGCCAUUUUCAGUCCUUUACUCAAGUUUAGUGCAAACAAUAAAAAAUAAAAAAAAUGGACACUAAUGCAUCUAUAUGUAAUCUUUAAGGUACAAUGUUUGAAUGCAUUCCAUUAUCUUGAUGCUAGAAUAUUUAUUUGUUUUAAUGCAACACAUAAAAUUCCCAAUAAUAUUGAGUUUACAAUGUGGUUGUUGAAAAUAUACCUUUUCAUUUUAUAACCAACCAAAUGGGUUUGGAGUUCUUUCAUCCUUGGAAGAAGAAGAAUAUCCUCCCAAAACUCCUUUCUUUAGUUUUUCCACUUCGCUGAUAUUUCGCCCAACCUCAUUUUUCCACGUAGGCUUUUUUUUUUUUUUUUUUAUCAACCCGGUCAAGUUUGAGAGUGCAUAUUUGCCGCUAGUUAGCUUAGCACGCUAACACCAGUGUUCAUAUGGAAUCUGUUGAGCUGAUGCCAACGUCUAGCAACCACAAUGGCAUUUCUAUUAUAAUAUGUUGUUCAAGAGUGUGGUCACUAUACACGUUGGAUGGAGUGUCUGCGUGGUGGUGAAGUCUGUUUUUGGAUGUCCACUUUUGUUCAAUUGCUUCCUAUAAGCUCUUAGAUUAGUAUGGUAAACUAACAAGUGGCUGCUCAAAAUAACUAAAUGAAAUAUUUUUGUCUGGGUUGAUUAAGAAAUGCUCAAGUAUUGGGAGAAACCAAAGGAAAUAGUUUUUUGAGUAAAUUGUCCUAAGGGUUGUAGAAUCAACAUUGCAAUAUUGCUGUCUCCCGAUUUUUGUGUAUUUGUCACCAUGAAUAUGAAACUAGCCCAGAUAUUGAAGAUACAAAUCUCUAACCCUUAAUCUUUCACAUGUAACUGACCUAUUCCAUAUUUGUUUUGUUUUCAUGUACAUUUCGUCUUUUAUAUAUGCAUGAUAGUUUGUGCUUAAUAAAGAUCCAUCCGUGUUGAAUAUAA
Molecule: messenger RNA, 8407 nt
Organism: Salmo salar (Atlantic salmon)
Lineage: Eukaryota; Metazoa; Chordata; Actinopteri; Salmoniformes; Salmonidae
Product: zinc finger protein 646
Biological process (GO): regulation of transcription by RNA polymerase II
Cellular component (GO): nucleus
Molecular function (GO): RNA polymerase II cis-regulatory region sequence-specific DNA binding; DNA-binding transcription activator activity, RNA polymerase II-specific
Source: RefSeq, a predicted model, not a curated record